Paramuricea clavata is the source of this 6419-nucleotide messenger RNA. NCBI's taxonomy places the organism in Eukaryota, Metazoa, Cnidaria, Anthozoa, Malacalcyonacea, Plexauridae. The record is from the annotation of a GenBank genome assembly.
AUGGGAGUCGUUAGUUUUAAUAAUGGUGGUGGUACUAUCCUGAUUUUAGCAAUGAUAUUCAGCACCACUGUUGCAGGUAAAGUCUGGUAGUCUUACAAGUCAAUUUAUUGUUGCAACUGCGCAUUAGAUUGUGCCAGGAUUAUAAAAUUAUAAAAUCUACUCAAGACAGAAUGAUGAGUUAAAAUCCGUUGUACAAUAUUCAAAUAUUUAGUUUAGCUCUGCAGCUUUUGUCAAAUGAUAAAAUAUUGAUAAAAUGAUAACAUUGAUUUCAAUGAAAAUAUAUGCUUUCAAAUAUUUUUAAUAGAAACAAUAUCAAUGUUUUUUGAGAAUCGUUGGGUGGUGUUGGGCCUCUCUCCUCCGCAGAGGCUCUCUUCUUCCACUAUUCGCCAUGUGAAGUGUAGUGAAAUGCAUGUCAAUACUAAUCGUAAUCACAGCCAACAGAAGCCUCUGCGGAGGAGAGAUGUUGGGCCAUUUGAACAGAUCUGGUCUUUAGAUCGAUGUUCAAAGCUUUAAAGAAGAAAAUUCUUUAUUUCUAGAACGAUUUGAGUAGCCUAAAUAAACGAAAGUACUCCGCUGACCUUAGCCCACGUUAAAUAUUCUUUUAUGCAGUGUUUAUCAAAUUAACAUUGUCGUUUUUACUUCCUAAUAUAGGCAUAAAUAUAGUAGAUGUUAGGAUAAAUAUCAAGCUUUUUCUCUACUCCCAACGCGUCAUUUAGAUAAAUAUGGUUUCGAGGCCACGAAUUAGUCUGAAUUCAGAGUCUGCUCAGCUGUGAUUGGAUAGUGCAUUAGUCGUUAGAGCAAACGCCUUUCACUUCUGAGAUUUUCGCUUCGGACUUUAUAUUCUGUCGAAAGAGCCCGCUGUCGCCUGCAUAUUCAGCAGUGUUCGUAAAGGUCCUUAAACUCCUUGAAAGGUGCUUAAAUUAAAAAAUCAUUCAAUUUCAAGGGAAAAGUCCUAGAAUACACAAAAUUUGUUAGCAGUGGCAAUGCUUGGAGUGCUUGAGAAUUACGCAAAAUUAGCCUCCUCCGGAGGCAACUCUUGUGGCAUCUCAAAUGGCAAACUUUUGAAAAAUCCCCAUCAAAAACGAGCAAUACUGUCGCGAACGGCGAAUUAAUAAUAUUUAAUGUGAUUUGGGCCGAGUAGUAAUAAAAUUAAGGGGAUUGGGCCGGGGAUUUGCGGGAUAAUGGGGGAUCUUGGGGGAUAAAACCACAUUAAAUAUUAUUAAUUCGCCGUUCGCGACAGUAUUGCUCGUUUUUGAUGGGGAUUUUUCAAAAGUUUGCCAUUUGAGAUGCUACAAGAGUUGCCUGCGGAGGAGGCUAAUUUUGCGUAAUUCUCAAACACUCCAAGCAUUCCGUUUGCCACUACUACAAAUUUUGUGUAUUCUACGACUUUUCCCUUGAAAUUGAAUGAUUUUUUUAUUUAAGCACCUUUCAAGGAGUUUAAGGACCUUUACGAACACUGCUGAAUUUGCCAUUUGAGAUGCCACAUGAGUUGCCUGUGGAGGAGGCUAACGCAAAAUAUUAAUUAAAUUUGUCUAAUCAUGACAGUUUCGUAAUUUCAUCAUGCAAAUAUUGUAAGAAAGUCGCUUCUCUGUUCUCUGUCUUGUAUUAAGGCCCUGUUACACGGUGCAAUUUUUCAUGCAACUUGUCUCGCAAUAGUUGCUGUGUUGGUGUAAUGUACUCAGGUGAAUAAGAUGCUUGUGUGAUGUUACUCUGCUCUGAGUGUAUAUCCACACCGGACAGACUUGAAAAAUAUGCCUGGCCACGGUGGGUUUCGAACCUACGACCUUUGGAAUACUAGCCCAAGUAUUCCAAAGGUCGUAGGUUCGAAUCCCACCGUGGCCAGGCAUAUUUUUCAAGCCUGCCCGGUGUGGAUAUACACUCAGAGUAACAUCACACAAGCAUAUUGUCUCGGAAUGUUUAAAAAAAAGAUUUUGAUAUAUAAUGCAUUGCAGGAGGUGUUACACGCUGCAAUGAUUUUCAUGCAACUCGCAACGAUAAGGGACAGAGGCAUGCGAAGAGACUAGGGAGAGGCGCUAUUUGGCGCCAAAUUUUAUUUAAAGUAAAGCGUGUACUGGGGUGAGUCAAUAGGAACUCUCCAAGCUAUAAACAUUGCGAGACAAGUUGCACGAAGGCAUGUUACACGCUGCUAUGCCAAAAAUAAUUAGUGCAAUCGUUGCCAAAAGUAGAGCCGACUUCUACUCUGUGCAAUGCUUCAUGCAACUUGUCUCACAACGAUUUUGACCAUUGCAAGGCAUGUUAAACGGUGCAAUGACUUGUGCAACUUGUUUUGCAACGCCAUUGCGAGACAAGUUGCAUGAAAAAUUGCACCGUGUAACAGGGCCUUUGGCCGCCAUCUUUUUACCAUCUUGUUACCGCCAAUUCGUGGGAUUGCGUCGCAGCAAACAACAUGAUACACGUGUGAUUUCUUCUCAUGCCCCAGCAAACCCGUUUCAUUGUCAGCGCCUGAAAAACAUCCCACGUGUAACAUAGACUUUAAUAUUAAUUUAACGUUUUCCCCACAUUAACAGGUGAACACCAUCUCCAAGACAAAAACAGGUACAAUGUUUUGUUCAAAAAUACUGUACAAUUGCAUGCCAGUUGAAGUAACUGCAUGGAUGAAAUGAUGAAAACGAUAAAAGACGCUUAAUCCCGCAAGCUAGACAUGCGAUUCUAACUAGACUCGCUGGAAAACACACAGUCUAGUUAAAAUGAAGUGUCUAGCUGGAAUAGAAACUUAACAAGAUUUAUGAGCCCGCGCAAUUUAAAUACGUAGACAAUUGGGGGGGGGGGGGAGGCUCAAGCCCCCCAGCCCCCCAGCCCCCCACUUCCGACGGCCUUGAAGCGUAUCAAGUUUUCCCCCAUCCACACGAACAAAUUUCUCUGACUAUAGCUCAGUUUGGACAAAGCUCCUUGCAAAGGGAAAAUUUGUCCAGUUCUGCCGUACACAAAUAAAACUUGCCAAGGAAAAACGUAUCAAAGAAAACAUGUUCGUGUGUACAAGGCUUUAAAUUAAGGCAUCAUUGUGUCUGAAUGGGCGAAGCGUGGUUCUUAAUUAUUGCCGUGUAUUCAGCCAUUACCAGACGCAAGCUUGAAAAAAGGUUUCAUGGACGUAGAUUUACAACUAUUAUAUCUAUCUUUGUUCAAUCUUUGAAUAGAGCGUGCAUUUCUGCCAAAGCCGAACCAACGCUAAACUCGAGUUCUUGUUAUCCUUUGGUAAACUUUACCCGACCUUUCUGUCAAAAUUAUGGAAUCGCUUUACCCAACUACGUAUAUCAGACGCCCGACCAGCAGAAUAAUAGAAACCAUGAAGCUAACAAGGACUAUGAUGUAAUUGUGAAGCUGGGUGGCGCAUCAAGUAUAAGUCGUAGUGUUGAAGUAGACAUCAACACUGUUAGAAAGUGCCUAGAAGCUAUCGCCAUAGGGUAUUGUCAUCUAAACUUUCCGAGUUGUGAUCGAACCGAUAGCAUGUUUAAAGAGCAAAAGAUAUGUCGUGAAUCGUGUCUUGAAUUGACUCAUAUGUGUGGAGAACUGUGGAAAAUGUUGGUAAGGUAUUAUGCAAUAGGUCACCCCUACCACCCGGAAAAAAAGGCCUUUCGUUGCGAACUACAACCGUCUAGGAAUGCUGGUGACUCCCCAGAAUGCUGGUAUUUCAAUGGAGACGCAAACUCUACAGGUAACAUUAUAAUUGGGGCAGUGCGUGGGAGAUGCAAUAAUUCGCUGUCCGUGAACGUUGAAUUAAAGUGCUUAUAUACGCGAGUUACUAAUUUUUCAUUAAAAUCCGACCUGAAGCUGGUCGAUGGCAGCGAUUUACUUACAUGAGUGAGUCACUACCCUAAUCUGUCUUGAUCAUGAUGUACUUGCCUUGGGGUUGCCACCAACCUAUACGAACGGGUUUGUGAUUGGUUGAAGAUAACAAUGAAAGACAUUGAACUAUUGAAAUUACCUUUUCAAAGAGCGAGUCAUACAAACUGAUCACUAUUGUUUUAUGAAGCCAAUCAUAAAAACACGAUUAUUUUAGGUUGGUAUUUACCCGAUGCUUGAAAAUUUGCCCAAAGCCUCAGUCAAUUAAACAAAAUAAGUAGACAAGAUGAGCUUCGAGUUGACAAGCAAGUGUUUGCAUGAGAAUUAUCUCAGCUCUCGUGUCCAGGUCUCAUAGAAUGAGAACAAAAGUUGUAUGAGAGUUGCCGGAUUAUAUAAUUACUUCGUCAAUUAAUUCCCAUCAACUCUCAUCAGAGUUAAGCCAGUUCAGCUUUAAUGAGAGUUGAUGAGAACAGGGCCCCACAGAGAAAUUCGGGGGCCUGGGGGGAAUUUUUAAUUCGGGGCCCUUAUUUUUUCCCAAAAAUGUUGGCGGGGGAGGGGGGUAAAAGAAAUUUUCCCGACAUACCCCCAAAAAGAUUAAAAACAUACAGCAGGGAAAUUAUGAUUAAAAAAUCUUUUUCCGGGCAUAUACAGCAGGAAAAUUAAGGUUCAAAAAUAUUUUCCAGACAAAUAGUAUAAAAUCGCGGCUAACUACAUUUUUUCGGACCCUGAAUACUACUAAAAGUAAGGUCUAAAAUGUUUCUCUCAUACCAUUACUUAUAUAAAAAACGUUCCAACUAGUUUUUUUGUACUUACACAUUUGCCCCCCCCCCCUUUUACAAAUUUUGGGGCCCCCUUUAACUGGUUGCCCGGGGCAAAUUACCCCGUUUGCCCCCCUCCCCCUUUCUGGGUGGUCCUGGAUGAGAGUGUAUGGGUCAAAGGCAAACAAGAGUUGCAACUUUCAUCAACUCUGGUCAACUCUCAUCCUCGUUUGACAAGAGCUUAAAUUGAUUUGCAGUAGUUUCUUUCAUGUGCCUUCGAGGUCAUUCUCCUGGUUUUCUUCCAUCAUUAAAAACUCUUUCACUUCGGUUGUGCGCCGUGAUCAGACAUGGGUGAUAUGAAGACACCCAGAGGCAUUCGUAGUUCUAAUUGUGUACUUUCUAAAAAUACCACGCGUAAUAGUGCUUCUUACUACAGCAUGUAAAGUUGUAAAUCACAUAUAUUACUUCUGGCUAUGUUUACUCUACCUCGAAUUUGUUCAUUUUUAGAUGCAUCUUCAGCUCCAGAAUGGGCUACAAACGCAGGUAAGCAAUCCAGAUAGCAGCCCGAAUCAAAUUUAUCGCCGAGUUAACGGCACAGAGCGCUGUUUCGGGCGUACGCCCAGGGCGAGGGUACUAAUUCCGCUCGGCUAUUUACACCCGGAGAAAGGAAAGCAUUAGCGAAGUCUAAAGUGGUGUCAUGGUGUGCUAUACUAGAGACCUUACGAUGUUAGGACGGCAAGGCGACGGCAACGGCUACCAUUACAAUAGAUCAUUGAAAGAAUUGCGUACUUACAAUAUAUGAAUAAUUUAGACAUUGUCCUCGCUCUGUUUACAACACUAAAUCACAGAUUUUCACGUCUUGAUACAACGGCUGCAUUCUAAGCCACUUCGCACACUGACAUAUGACACUGCAGAAAUACCUGAAAAUGAUGGACAGGUGGUGUUGAGAUCCUAAAUUAUCGUAGCUGCUUUUACCAUGAAAAUUAUUAACAAUUGUCUCUGUGGCAGUAUGUGUCUUGAUUUAGACAAUUUUAAUCUUUUUUAUGCCCAUUUGGCCUUUUAUGUUACUACUAAAAUUGAUAGUUCAUAUAUUAAUAGACAUGUAUUUUUCUUGACAAAUAUGAAUUUAUGGUUAGUGCACAGAAAUAGAGGUUAUGGGUGAAAUGAGAGAAGGGAUAUGCCUAUUUCAUAACACUCUAGUUUCUUUGUCAUUAAAAUGACAUAUUUUAAUAUUUGAAAGGGAAAAUUCAGUAUAAUGUUCAGCCUUAACAAUAGACCAUAAUUAUAUAGAUAAUAUAAUACAGAACUGAUUGGAUGUAUUCUCUUAUAACAGUUUUUCAGAUGCCAAGAAAAAUCUCGAGAUGGGUAGCAAAAUUAGUAGAAGAAUGCCCUGGUUAAAUUUGAUCCCAUAAAAGUUAAUCACCUUUGUUCGGAGCAUUAUAGUAAAAUCUAUCACAUCUAACCCAUUGAGCACAUGAGUAAUAUCGUCUGGCGUCAGACAGUAGAGUAUAAUAAUAAAGUAGGGUAAGGGACCGCGGACCAGGAGAGGCAUACCCUGAUACCACCACUUUUUCGGUGGAUAAAAGAAAUUACUGGAUAAAUCCAGCCUGCCUACGUGGCCUAGCUCCCGUGCUAUCCUCGAAGAAAUUGAAAAACAACAAAUGUGCUUAUUCUUAGAGAAUAAAAAACGAAAUGCUUAAAUGUAGUGUAAAAAUCCUACUUCAAGUUUAUCAAAAACUUUCUAAUUCUAGAAUUUUAGAAAUAGGAAGUUUUCCAGAUCGUUGGUGUGAGGGUCUCAUUACGCCAAUCUUUAAAUCUGGAGAUAAAACUGACCCAAUAACUACCGAGGAAUUUGCGUGA